CCAAACCCCAAAAACAACCGGACAGGAAUCGGUGGAUUUGCCACCUGCCACUCAUACACUACCCCUGUAACACGGUUAACCCUGUCCUUUUGCUUUUCAAAACCCAGAAAAAAGUUGAAAGGACUGAUUUCAAGUUUGAGCCCAAUUUGUUAACUUGUUACGUCAUCUCGUGUGCGUCGUUAUGUCUCUCGUUUUAAUUGAGUCGGCUCCACCAAUCAAUGUACGCCCACAUAAACUACGACCAAUGUCAAGACUCCAGAGGAAGUGAGAGAGGCGGUUGAAACUCAAAGCAGCGUGCACUACUGCUGGAGCAUGGAAGAGAGUUUGAUAGCAAAAGAGAAACAAGUGCGACCAGAAAGUAAUUCAUCCUCAACAUGUACGUGGGUUGUUUUCAUUGAAGAAGUUAAAAGGCUGGGUUACCUUGCAGGCCCUAUGGUGGCUGUCACCAUAUCGCAGUACCUCUUACAGGUUAUCUCAACUAUGAUGGUGGGUCAUCUGGGUGAGCUUGCUCUUUCAAGCUCUGCCAUAGCCAUAUCUCUCUCUGGCGUUACCGGCUUCAGUCUUCUUCUAGGAAUGGCUUGUGCACUGGAAACACUGUGUGGACAAGCUUAUGGAGCUCAACAAUACCGAAAAGUGGGAACCCAUACAUACACUGCUAUCUUUUGUUUGAUCUUAGUAUGCAUCCCUCUGUCGAUACUAUGGAUCUACAUGGGAAGGCUACUUGUUUUCAUUGGCCAAGAUCCCUUAAUUUCGCAUGAAGCGGGUAAAUUCAUUCUAUGGCUCAUCCCAGCACUAUUUGCCUAUGCAACUUUUCAACCACUAGUUCGUUACUUUCAGACACAAAGUUUGAUCACUCCCAUGCUCAUCUGCUCUUGUGCCAGUCUUUUAAUUCAUAUACCUCUCUGUUGGGCUUUGGUAUUCAAGUCUGAACUAGGAAAUUUAGGAGGAGCAGUAGCAAUUAGUAUCUCAAACUGGUUAAAUGUGAUUUUCCUUGCACUAUACAUGUGGUACUCUCCAACCUGUGCAAAAACUCGUGUCCCAAUUACAAUGGAAUUAUUCCAAGGAAUUAGAGAGUUUUUUGGCUUUGCUAUCCCUUCUGCAGUUAUGGUUUGCCUUGAAUGGUGGUCGUUUGAGCUACUUAUCUUGCUCUCUGGGAUUUUACCAAAUCCAGAGCUGGAAACAUCUGUCCUGUCUGUGUGUCUCAACACCAUCGCAACACUUUAUGCCAUACCAUAUGGACUUGGUGCGGCGGCAAGUACUAGAGUUUCAAAUGAACUAGGGGCAGGGAAUCCCCAAGCAGCGCGUGUAGCUGUGUAUGCUGGGAUGGUUCUUGCAGUUUUAGAAACCCUUGUAGUCAGUGGAACCCUGUUUGCCAGCCGACAUGUUUUCGGAUAUGUUUACAGCAAUGAGAAGGAAGUCGUGGAUUAUGUCACAACCAUGGCUCCUUUGGUUUGUGUGUCUGUUAUUCUUGACAGCUUACAGGGGGUCCUUUCAGGUAUUGCAAGGGGAUGUGGAUGGCAGCACAUAGGAGCUUAUAUCAACCUGGGAGCAUUUUAUCUUUGUGGAAUUCCUGUAGCUGCGACCCUUGCUUUCUGGCUGAAGUUGAGAGGGAUGGGCCUGUGGAUUGGUAUACAGUCCGGUGCUUUUACCCAAACAAUUUUGCUUGCAAUUGUAACAAGUUGCAUAAAUUGGGAAAAUCAGGCAAGUAAAGCAAGGGAAAGGCUAGUUCAAGGAAGCUCUUAAAUAGAGAAAGGAACUAUGUGAGAAAGGAGAAUUAAAUCCCGAGUUAAUGGGAUAGUUUUGUAGGGGUGUAAUCAAUGCAACCAAUUUGAAGAUGUCAACUCAUAGAACAUUACAGCCUCGUCUAAUAAAUGUUAAAGGAUAAUAGUAGUUAAUUUGAGUUUUGUGACAACAUGUGUAGAAGUGUCACCUAUAUUAAAAGAGGGGGAAAGGGGAAACACUCAUGUAAUUCGGAGAAGAUUAGGAAGAAGGCUUCUUAAUUAUGUCUAUGUUUGAACCACCCAAAUCAAAACUCUCAAAAACAUCUUAAAAAUAAAAUUAGCACAAGAACCUUGGCACUUGUUCCAAGGUCACUUUCAUUUUGCUGCA
Theobroma cacao (cacao) is the source of this 2109-nucleotide messenger RNA. RefSeq names its product protein DETOXIFICATION 12-like. The record is from RefSeq and is a predicted model, not a curated record. Gene Ontology annotation, cellular component: membrane. Gene Ontology annotation, molecular function: xenobiotic transmembrane transporter activity; antiporter activity. NCBI's taxonomy places the organism in Eukaryota, Viridiplantae, Streptophyta, Magnoliopsida, Malvales, Malvaceae. Gene Ontology annotation, biological process: xenobiotic detoxification by transmembrane export across the plasma membrane.